UCUGUCUUAUGUGUAAUUUCGAUUUAUUUCAUUUGUCGUCGUCAUUACCUCAUUUUUUUUAUUUUUCUUGUAUAUGUAUAUAUGCGUUAGCAAUUAGCAUAUCUACUAUAUUCAUUUACCUUUGAUCUCUCCUGAAUUUGUGUUCUAUGUUGAAGUGUCGUAUUUUUGUAGACAUCAGAUUAAAUAGAUUUCCAAGAUGGGCUUUAUAUUUGGAAUUCUAAAGAGAUUAAUUAAAUUAGUAAUAUAUUUUGCAGUAUUUGCUGCAAUAAUUGUUUUUAUUCCAAAUUUGCCACCAUAUACGAAGUUCACAGCUAUAAAGUUGGAAGCAACCCUACCACAGGUAGGACCACUUGCAAUCAAUGGUGCUUUGAAUAAUGCUGAGAAACUUUAUAAUGGAAAGUUACUUGGUCCAGAAGCAUUCCAACUGCACAAUGGUGAAGUGUACACUAGUUUAGCUACGGGUGAAAUUAUGAAAAUUUCACCAGGUGGUCACCUUACAUUUGUGACUCAAAUUGGAAAACCAUGUGCGGGCAUUCAUCAAGAACAUAUUUGUGGAAGACCACUUGGUUUUGCAAUCGACGAGAAAAAGAAUACAUUGUAUACAGCAGAUGCAUAUCAUGGCAUUUGGUCAGUGGAUUUAAAUACUGACAAGAAGCAACUCUUAGUAUCGCCUAAUGUUGAAAUUGACGGGCGAAAACCAAAGCUAUUUAAUAGUGUUGCACUAGCUAAAAAUGGAGAUUUAUAUUGGACAGAUUCAUCCAGUGAUUUCCAUUUAAGAGACGGCGUCUACUCAGUACUCGCUGACCCUAGAGGAAGGUUGUUGCAGUACAAUUUCGCCACAAAGAAAAAUACAGUUCUUCUCGAUGAUCUGUGGUUCGCAAAUGGCAUUGCUAUUUCUUCUGAUGAUCAGUUUAUAGUUGUGGCAGAAACAGGACGUCUCAGGCUUCAGAAGUAUUACAUUAACGGGCCCAAGAAAGGGCACUCAGAAGUUUUUAUAGCAGGCUUGCCAGGUACGCCAGACAAUCUACGUGCUUUACCUGACGGCUCUGGAGUGCUAGUUUCACUGUUUACCACAAUUGAUGUUGACCAACUGAAGAUCUACCAAUCCUUCUCAGAGGCACCCUUGGCCAGGAAGUUUAUAACACGGCUGAUUAAACUGAUUGAGCUACCAUUUGAGUAUCUCAAUACUUUGUACCCACAUGUUAUUUUGGAAGAAAUUGUUCACAAUAUUGGUAACUUCAAAACUACUAGCAAAUUUCAUUUAGGCAACUCAGGCUUAUUACAGUUAGACUGGAAUAGCAAUAUUGUUGCUUCAUACUACAACACAGAUGGAACUUUCCCUGCACUUAGUGAUGCUAUUGUGUUUGACAACAAAUUAUAUUUGGGCGCUCCACACAAUGUUGAAUACAUUGGUGCGGUACCUGUUCCUCCAGGUUUGAAAAAGGCGUUUUCCUCGACCACAAAGUUUUCAAACAACAAUGCUGCUAAAACUUCGUCAAAUACUGAUAAUGCUAAACCAGUUAAAAAGGCUGAAGAAAAACUUCAGGAUAAACCAAAGGUAGAGGAGAAAAAACCUGUAAAUGUUGAAAAACCCGUUACAUCAGGCACAAAUCAAAAAGCUCAAGCUCAGCAACAAGCUAAGCCAGUUCCACCAAAACAACCUGAAGUAAGGACUCAGUCUCAAGCUCAACAACAAGCUAAACCAGUACCUCCAAAACAACCUGAAGUGAAGAGUCCAACCCAGGCUAAGCAACAAGAUAAACCGGUACCUGCAAAACAACCUGAAGGCAAGAACCCAGCCCAGACUCAACAGGAAACCAAGUCAGUGCCUCCACAACAACCUGCAGGAAACAAACCAAAUGUUAAAGUUGAACCAACAGUCAAAGCCUCAAAUACACAAUCAGGCAAUAAAGAUAAGAAUACAGCUCCCGAACCACAAAAGCCUGUUAAAGUUAACCCUUCAAAGUCUCCUGGUAAUAAACCAGUUCCUGAGCAAAUACCAAUCAGGGAGGAGAUUCCAUCAGAUACUGUUAAACCUAGCAAAGAAACACUUAAAGUGAUAAAAAAAGAUGGACCGACGGAAAUACCUAACCCCAGUGUAUAAUCUGGUAGACAUAUAUUAUACCUGGUUGUGUUUUAUAGAGCAUGUAUAGAGACUUAUUUAUAAAAAAAGUAAAUCGAACAACAUUUUUGAGAAAAUUAUUAACAUAAUUGUACAUUUU
Achroia grisella is the source of this 2222-nucleotide messenger RNA. Its product is annotated as adipocyte plasma membrane-associated protein Hemomucin-like. The transcript is spliced from 7 exons. Gene Ontology annotation, biological process: biosynthetic process. Lineage: Eukaryota; Metazoa; Arthropoda; Insecta; Lepidoptera; Pyralidae. The coding region runs from base 197 to 2104 and encodes 635 amino acids. Gene Ontology annotation, molecular function: strictosidine synthase activity. The record is from RefSeq and is a predicted model, not a curated record.